Ctenopharyngodon idella (grass carp) is the source of this 1891-nucleotide messenger RNA. RefSeq names its product alanine aminotransferase 2. The transcript is spliced from 11 exons. The record is from RefSeq and is a predicted model, not a curated record. Gene Ontology annotation, biological process: biosynthetic process. NCBI's taxonomy places the organism in Eukaryota, Metazoa, Chordata, Actinopteri, Cypriniformes, Xenocyprididae. Bases 172 to 1605 code for a protein of 477 amino acids. Gene Ontology annotation, molecular function: L-alanine:2-oxoglutarate transaminase activity; pyridoxal phosphate binding.
AGAUUCGGGUUUAAUAAUAACAAACUCAUGGUAAGGAGUGGUGAACAUUUGGCUAACUGUUAAGAUCUUGCUGAAUUCAACUGGUCCAGGAAUAGAACCCAUCAAAAGGAACCAAAUAAUUUAGACGACAAAUAAAAAAACAAUUCAAAAUCUUCACACUGAGAAACAACAAUGUCCUUCCUGAGAGAGAUCAGCUCAUUGAAGAAGAACAUGUUUCUCUCAGAGAAGGAUGUUUUAUUGAGACUUGUGGCACAGAUUGAAGCUGAAAUACAACAGGGUGAGAGAAAAAACUAUAAUGAGGUGCUUGAUUUGUCUUCUGGAGAUCUCCACAGAGGGGGAAUAAAACCCAUCACCUUUGUUCGUCAGGUCCUUGCUGCUUGCUUCUAUCCAGCACUUUUGAAGGAUGAUAGUCUGCCAUUAGAUGUUAAAGAAAGGGCAGAUGAUCUCCUUAGACAAUGUGAAGGUGGAAGUGUAGGCUCAUAUACAGAUUUGUGUGGAAUCGCCAAAAUCAAACACAGCGUCUCUAAGUUCAUUACCAGGAGAGAUGGAGGAGUUCCUUCCUCACCCGAAAACAUCUUCAUCACGUCUGGGUCACAGAUGGCUCUAAUGUUUUUGCUGAAGCUGAUGAUUCAGAGCAAGGUCCCGUGUCAGACUGGUGUGCUCAUACCUGUGCCCACCUACGCUUCCUUUACUCUGGCUCUGGAGGACCAUGGUGCUGCCAUCAUACCUUACUAUUUGUGUGAGGAGCAGUGCUGGACACUGCAGGUGGAGGAGCUUCGCAGAGCGCUCCAUGAAGGCAGAAGGACCUGCAAUCCAGUAGCGCUUUAUAUCUGCAACCCAGGGAAUCCUACUGGUCACAUACAGAGUAGGAAGUCCAUAGAAGAAGUGAUUCGGUUCGCUGCAGAAGAAAAGCUCUUCCUACUUGCUGAUGAGGUGUAUCAGAGCUGUGUGUAUGGAGAAGAUACUGAGUUUGAAUCCUAUAAGAAAGUGUUAUCAGAAAUGGGCUCUACUAUUUCCAGCACUGUGGAACUGGCCUCCUUCAAUUCUGCCUCCAAGGGCUUCAUGGGAGAGUGUGGGCUUCGUGGUGGCUACAUGGAGCUGGUGAAUCUUGACCCUGCGGUGAAGGAAUAUACUCGUAUACUUUUUUCCACUAGGUCCUGCCCACCUGUUGGUGGACAAAUUGCACUUGACCUCAUGGCAGAUCCUCCAAAACCUGGAGAUCCUUCAUUCCCCACCUUCUCUGAGGAGGUCCAGUCCAUUAAAAAUAUGAUGCGUAAAAAUGCUUGUCGGAUUCAGGAGGUCUUUGGUGAGCUACCGGGGAUCAGCUGCCAGCCAUUGAAGGCAGGAUUUUUUGUCUUCCCCUGUCUACACUUCCCUCCAAGGGCAUUAAAAUGGGCCAAGAAAAGGCAGAUGAAACCAGACAUGCUGUAUUGUUUGCAAUUGCUAGAGGAAACAGGUCUGCAUGUGAGGCCGGGCUGUGAAUACGGACAAAGAAAGGACAGCCAUCACAUUAGGCUUUUGGUGGCAACUCAUGAGGACAUCAUGGAAGAUGCUCUACAAAGACUGAAGACCUUCCACAUGCGGUUCAUGAAGGAGUUUUCUUAGUGUCAUCUUAUUUGCUUUUGUCAGAUUAUGAGAUUUGUUUGAAAGUAAGUUGAAAAUGAAAUUGAAAAACAUUGCUUAUUUUCCUAGAGAGCUGAGAUGGUCAACACCCUUUGAUUUGAUUUAAAUUUCUCUGUUGUAAGGAUCAUCCACUGACCCAACAACUGCACGUUGUCUUAUUGUGGUGCGCAAAGUAAUUUAGUUCCAAUUAAACUCUGUCGGCCUCAAAUUUAGGUUGAGAGGUUCUAUAAAUAUUGGUCAUUGUCUAAUAAAUUAUUCAGUCAUUUGA